Molecule: messenger RNA, 1046 nt
Organism: Erigeron canadensis
Lineage: Eukaryota; Viridiplantae; Streptophyta; Magnoliopsida; Asterales; Asteraceae
Exons: 1
Coding region: 20-763 (247 amino acids)
Source: RefSeq, a predicted model, not a curated record
AUAAUACCUUUUGAGCAAUAUGAAGUUUAAUAAACCUUUUGGGUUUCUUGAAAUACUAAUGAAAUCGAUCACGAUUGUGUCCAGAAAUGGCAGACUUGUCGCUAUGGUAACUUCAGUCUACUUGAUCUUCUUUUCUUUUUGCUUCAUGUUAUGCAUCUAUAUUGUUAGACCUAUGAUAUCUGAUUUCAUCACAAAAGCAAUGGAGUUACUAUCUCUAGAUCCACAAGGCCUUGAUUUUUCACAGAUUUUAGUUACUAUUCUAAAAGAUGUUAAAAACUUCUUAGGUGUUCAACUAGCUUUUGGUUUAGCACAAGUUUUAGUUACUCUGUUUGCCCAGAGUGCGAUUGUCUUACUAACAAGAGUUUCUUACAAAGACAAGAGAAUAUUCCAUAAAGAUCUACUGAAGGGGUUGCCGCUAUCAUCAGCAAGGCUAUUCAUGACUUUAUUUCAUGUUACACUUAUGAAAAUGGGCUUCUUCUUAUUUGGUUUCAUUGUGUUAAUGGCACCUGCAAUCAUGAUGUCUGACAACAACUAUGUGCUAGUGAUAUUAUUGAUGCUAUUCAUUUUGCUUGUGAGUAUGUAUUUAUCUUUUUCUGUAGUAUGGGUUUUAUCCUUGGUGGUUUCUGUGUUGGAUGAGUGUUCUGGAAUCGAAGCGUUAGGAAAAGCAGGGAGGAUUGUUAAGGGCAAGAGGCUAGACGGGUCUCUUCUGUUUCUUUCCAUAAUCUUCUAUCAUAUAUCUUCUUUUAUGUGUCAUCAAAGUUGAUUGUGGUUAAGCAUUCCGAGUUUUCUCAGGAAAUCUACGGAUUCUUUGUAGCAGGUUGUCUUUCUUUGACGGUAUUGUUUGAGUCUCAGGCCUUCACAGUUCUAUAUUUCGACUGCAAGAAGAAUAGUGUUGACGCAACUGACCUAAUAGAGGCCGACGAGUAUAUGUUUGAGCACCAAGACUGAGUUUUCUAUUGCUAUUUCUAUCUUCAUUCUUUCAUUGCAAACAUCAGCAAUAUUAUUAAUCAAAUGCAAUCAGUAUUAUGAAAACUCCAUAGAGAUAC